UAUGAGGGCCGGGAUUUAGACGUGUUUUUAGGCAUUCCUUACGCACAGCCGCCUAUCGGAGACUUACGGUUCAAAAAGCCCUUACCGUUGGACCGCAAAUGGGAACAACCAUUGGAUGCCCAACACUGGCCACCGGCGUGUUAUCACAACAAGUAUCACCAAGAUUACUUUAAUCAUAAUAUGAGUGAAGAUUGUUUAUACUUAAAUAUAUGGUCACCAGUCAACACCAAGUCUACCGGUGCUCUGAAACCUGUCAUGUUUUGGAUACACGGAGGGGGGUUUGUAUGGGGCUCAUCCGUCGAGAAGUUUUACUCGGGGGAAGUCCUAUCAGCACUGGGAGACGUAGUCGUAGUCACCAUUAACUACAGACUCAACAUAUUUGGACUCUUAUAUACCGGUGCUGAGGGUCCGGCGCCGGGAAAUAUGGCUCUUUGGGAUCAGUCGGUGGCACUCGAGUGGGUCGUCGACAACAUCCGCUACUUCGGUGGCGACCCUCAGAGGGUCACCAUAUUUGGCGAGAGUGCCGGUGCUUUCUCUGUGGCCGCCCACAUACUGUCCCCCAUUAGCCGCAACCUAUUCACAAACGCCAUACUCAUGUCGGGGGCGCCCCUUAACGACCGACUCAUAACACCCAGGGAUGAGCGCGAGAGGGAAGGCGUGGAAAAGGCUGUGAGUUUAGGCUGUGGUGUCAGUACUGACGGCAAGUUUACGCCUGAAUUGAUUGACUGUCUUAUGGGACAACCGCCGGAAAAGUUGGUACAGGAGUUCACUCUGGAUGUCGAGUCCAGUGUCAUAGACAUCAUAGUCGACGGGGAAUUCCUACCGGAAAGUCCUAAAGAAAUGCUAAAAUCAGGGAAUUUUAAGAAAGGUCUG
Messenger RNA from Oppiella nova, 873 nucleotides. Lineage: Eukaryota; Metazoa; Arthropoda; Arachnida; Sarcoptiformes; Oppiidae. The record is from the annotation of a GenBank genome assembly.